Molecule: messenger RNA, 1512 nt
Organism: Toxotes jaculatrix (banded archerfish)
Lineage: Eukaryota; Metazoa; Chordata; Actinopteri; Toxotidae
Product: class I histocompatibility antigen, F10 alpha chain-like
Exons: 13
Coding region: 125-1453 (442 amino acids)
Biological process (GO): immune response
Cellular component (GO): external side of plasma membrane
Source: RefSeq, a predicted model, not a curated record
ACGCAGGCGGCCAUUUACCCGAGGCGGACCGAGGAGGAAGCAGAGUCGAAGCGCGGGCCGACGGCCGGAGAAACCGUUUGGAAAGGAGGUUUAGAAACGAAGCGACUCACGUUUUCUCCUCAAAAUGUAUAUCGCCGCACUUCUUAUCGUCCUGAUGGCAGCAUCGGCGGCGAACAGCGAGCGACAUUCUCUCUCUUACAUCUACACGGCGUUCUCCAAACCUGUCGAGCUCCCUGGCAUCCACGAGUUCACAGCCAUGGGUCUGCUGGACGGCCGGAUGAUUGAUUACUUUGACAGUACAAGCCAGAAGAAAGUGCCCAAACAGAAAUGGAUGGCAGAGAAUCUUGAUGUGAAUUACUGGGAUAAAGGCACGCAGUCCCGUCAGAGCAAGCAGCAGUGGUUCAAAGUCAACAUCGGGAUCCUGAUGGAACGAAUGAGACAGAAUGAUUCAGAUGUCCACAUCCUUCAGUGGAGGCAUGGCUGUGAGGGAGAAGUGGAUUCUAAAGGCAAUCUUGAGUACUUCAAUGGCGUUGACAUGUACAGCUACGAUGGAAAGGACUUCCUGGCCUUUGACGACGCUCAUGGAAUUUGGGUUGCCCCCACUAGUGAAGCAGCCCAAACCAAGAGGAAGUGGGAUGAAGUCCAGGUCCUAAAAGAAUACACCAAAGGCUACCUGGAGAAAGAAUGUAUUGAUUGGUUGAGCAAGUUCAUGCAGUUUGGGAAGAAACAGCUGAAAGAAGCUGUUCCUCCUCAGGUGCACUUGAUUGCAAAGAACUCCAAAGUUGAGAGAAACGUGAUUCUGUCGUGCCUGGCCACAGGUUUCUACCCAAAAGAAAUCAUCCUGCGGAUCAAAAGGAGCGGGCAUAUUCUGACUAAAGAGGACGGAGUGGUCACCACAGGCGUUCGACCAAAUGAAGACGAGACCUACCAGAGGAAGGACAGUGUGGAGAUUUUGAGGAGUGACACGUCCCAGUACACUUGUGAAGUCAUUCACGAAGCGUCCGGAUUAGAGGUUGAGAAAGUUUGGGAUCACAUACUUCCUGAAGAGUCUGGAGGAUGUACAUCAGCUAUCAUUGUUGCAGUGGUGGUGGUCUUGCUCCUGGUUGCUGUGGGGGGUGUGCUGUUUGUCCUGCGUAAAAAAGGCAUACUUGGUCGCCAGUCUGCACAAGACACCAAACACCCAGUUUCUGUUGCAGUGAUCACAGGGAACAAAGCCCAAGGUUCUGCUGCAGAGCAGCAAUGUUUCCUGGCCCCAGAGAACAAAGAGCACAACGGUAGUGCUGCCUCUAUUGCCAGUUCUGACUCUGGUCGCCAGUCUGCACAGCCUAGCACACAAUCUGGAGGUUCUGAUGCAGAGCAGCAACCUUUCCUGGCAGCAGGGAACAAAGGGUCAGACGGGUCUCUCAGCAACGGUGGAGCAAGCUCUACUACCAGUUCUGACUCUGGAGUGUAAUAACCUAAGCACCUGAAGAGGAGAAAGGAAGACGUGGUGUGUACAUAUUCUGAAGUCUG